UUUUUUUUCUUUCUGUCCCCUCGUUUUUUCAGACAACUGGAACCCUGCACUGCCACUUCUCCAACCGGCUGAGGCCUGAUCUCCACGGAAGAAUUACUGCGGAAUAUUUUCACCAUCUGCCCUGGAUCGGGAACGUUCUCCUACGGGACAAGCGGGAGCUCUUCUUCCAGGACCGACUGCUUGUAACCAGGGCUUCAGAGGCUUCCUCCUGUCCCAUGGCGCUGCAGGAGCUGGGCAUCAGUCUGUCCAUGACGGGCCUCGCCGGCACCAUCCUGAUCUGUGCUCUGCCCAUGUGGAAGGUGACGGCCUUCAUCGGCACCCACCUGGUCGUCAUGCAGGUCUUCUGGGAGGGGUUGUGGAUGACCUGCGUCAGCGAGUACACCGGCCAAAUGCAGUGCAAGCUCUACGACGCCCUGCUGGACCUGUCGCCCGACCUGCAGGCCGCUCGUGGCCUCAUCUGCAUCAGCAUGGUGCUGGGCUGUCUGGGGUUUCUCAUCUUCCUCCUGGGGGCGCGAUGCACCAACUGCCUGGGCCACCCACGCUUCAAGGCCAAGGUCGUGCUCAGCUCCGGGGCCAUCUUCUGCCUGGCGGCGCUCACCACAGUGGUCGCCGUUUCGUGGACGGCCAACACCAUCAUCACGGAGUUCCACAACCCGCGGGUCCCCGAGGUGCUGAAGAGGGAGCUGGGAGCGGCCAUCUACAUCGGCUUUGUGGCGUUUGGACUGCUGCUCUGUGGAGGAGCCAUCCUGUGCUUGAGCUGUCCUCCACAGAGAGUCCGCGGCUCCUCCAGCGGGUACAUCCCAGCCAGGACGGCCGCGCGGCACAGCUACGCCAUCAAGAACUACGUGUGAAGGUCAAACACAGCCUGAAAAUGCACGACUUUUUAGACGGAAUACGAAGAACCGGUGGCUUAAAAAAGACUCAAGGACGUCACUGCUGAUGGAGCCACUGCAGAGCUUAACCGCACAGAACCUCCGUCUGACAUUAAAGGCAUGUGUCGUGGUCCAUCUGUGACCAAAGCCCUCAGUUCCUCUAUACAACAGUGUUUAGUGAGUUUCUGGACAUGUUCAUCAACCUAACUUAGCACUGAUCAUGUUUGUGUUGAUGAAGCACAACCAGAGUAACCCUGUGUGUGAAAAGCCUCGUCAGGUUUGUGUUUAGAUCCAAAGUCUUUGAUCUGUUCAUACAAAAAUACAUUUCUGACAGAAGCAGCACAAACUCCUCACUAUUGGGGUGUAACUUGUUAUUUUUCAGCUUUUAAUUGGAUCAAUAAUAGAAAAAGAAGAGAAAAUUCCCUUUCUCAUCCUCCGCAAAUGAAUGCAUGACCUAAAGUCUUGAAUAAAUGCGAUACUUUCA
Messenger RNA from Oryzias latipes (Japanese medaka), 1356 nucleotides. RefSeq names its product claudin j (gene cldnj). NCBI's taxonomy places the organism in Eukaryota, Metazoa, Chordata, Actinopteri, Beloniformes, Adrianichthyidae. The record is from RefSeq and is a predicted model, not a curated record. Gene Ontology annotation, molecular function: structural molecule activity. Gene Ontology annotation, cellular component: membrane; bicellular tight junction.